AUGCAUCCAAGAAAUAGCAGUGCUCAUGCUAGCGGUGACGAUGGUGCUGGGCCUUCUAGCAUGGGCGGUGGGGAUUUUGAUGUCCUUUUGCACAUUGUAGCUCAGCGGGUUAUGGCUAAGAUUACACAGAACUCUAGGGAGCGGGAAGGCCCAUCUGCUGAUCAGGGUUGUACAAUAGAGAAAUUCACCAAAAUGAAUCCUCUGGCAUUCUCAGGGGGAGCUGGCCCUACAGUUGCUGAAAACUGGGUGCAAGAGAUGAAGAAAAUACUGACAGUGCUGCAUUGUGCAAAUGAUCAGAGGGUCAUGUAUGCCACCUAUGAAUUAACGAGUGAGGCUGAGAGAUGGUGGACAAUUAUGAAAUUUCUAGAGGAACAGAGACUCGUACCGACGAUAACAACUUGGAGUCGAUUUAAAGAAAUUUUCUUUGAUCGUUAUUUUCCUACCACCAUCAGAGAGGCUAACAUAGUAGAAUUUCUGAAUUUGACUUAG
Molecule: messenger RNA, 489 nt
Organism: Malania oleifera
Lineage: Eukaryota; Viridiplantae; Streptophyta; Magnoliopsida; Santalales; Ximeniaceae
Exons: 1
Coding region: 1-489 (162 amino acids)
Source: RefSeq, a predicted model, not a curated record